GUUGUUUGCUCCAGACUGAUAAGUACUUAGUGUAUGGUUAUCUUCAUAAAAGAAUGAGUCCAGAGGUUUACUGGGAUCGCCUUUCCAAUUACGAAAAUGAGAGCAGACCACUCAACAAUAUUGCAGCAGAUUUCUUUGAAGGCGUCUGCAAGAACGUCGUUUUCGAGGUUGGAUUUGGGCCUGGUGCACUGCGGCGUCACCAUGGCGAAAACAUAAGGGAAGGCGUUCCUUAUGUUAUUCUUGGAAAAGAGUUUGCAGAUGGCAUUCCAGAGGUUCCGUCUAUCACAAUUGACUACUUCGACCCUGGAUCUCAGCUGACGUUCCAGUGGUUCAAACAUCAUAUUAUGUGUCGUGAUCAUCCUUCUAUUUGCGGCCAGCACAGUCCGAGGAGACAUGCCCGGAAAAAAGAAAUGAAACAGAAAGUGAAUAAUGGAAGAAAUGGAAGUAGAAAAGCACGGAGAAAGCGACAACAGCAAGACUGGCAGCAAACCCAAGAACAUUUGUCUGCGGGACGUUCAUGAUCAAACAAAUCAGAUCUCAUUCUUUGAUGUUGCAAAACCAAAAUAACGCUACAAACAUCUCCAAGAUGGUGCUCAAAGAAAGUUAUAAUCCAAAUCCUUCAACAACUGAAAAAAAUGAGUUCCGAAAGGUCUCCUAAUCUUCUAUGAAAAUCCUGUAUCCUAAUUAUAAGCAUCAAA
Symsagittifera roscoffensis is the source of this 698-nucleotide messenger RNA. RefSeq lists its product as uncharacterized. The coding region runs from base 54 to 521 and encodes 155 amino acids. The transcript is spliced from 2 exons. NCBI's taxonomy places the organism in Eukaryota, Metazoa, Xenacoelomorpha, Acoela, Convolutidae. The record is from RefSeq and is a predicted model, not a curated record.